This is a messenger RNA of Rhododendron vialii, 693 nucleotides long. Its product is annotated as pectinesterase inhibitor-like. NCBI's taxonomy places the organism in Eukaryota, Viridiplantae, Streptophyta, Magnoliopsida, Ericales, Ericaceae. Bases 1 to 693 code for a protein of 230 amino acids. Gene Ontology annotation, molecular function: enzyme inhibitor activity. The record is from RefSeq and is a predicted model, not a curated record. The transcript has 2 exons.
AUGGAGUCAGACCCUGGUAAUCAGAAUGAAGACUUACGAGGGAUGAUUCAGAUCACUCUGGCAUCGGCCAGCGCCAAGGCUAAUGAAACUGCUCAAGGAAUUAUAGGCAGAAAUGUAGACGCUUUAUGGGCCCUAGAAGUUCUAUGCACAAAAAAAAUGUGGAUCUAUGUUGUUUUCAUACUGCAUUCAAUCAUCAUAUCAUCAAGCCACUCUUCUGCUUCAAAUCUCAAGGAAGAAGACAAUUUGAUGACCAAAGUAUGCAAGAGCACGCGUAACUUCACAAUCUGCUACUCGCAUCUAAAGUUUGACAACCGGAGUUUGAAUGCAGAUGUCAAAGGGCUUGCUCGGAUCAUUAUUGAAAAAGCCGAGAGACAUGCAAACACCUCAGUUGCAGUAGUGAAUAUAUACACCGGAGAAGAACCUUCAUCGCGAUAUCCAGUGGAGAAGAAGUGUAGAGGAGACAUUCACAGGCUUAUGUAUGGACUUUUGCCGGAGGCAAUUCGCAGUUUGGACUCCAACGACUAUGGAGGAGCAAAAAAGAGCAUACAGAAUGCUGCUGAUAUCGCCGAUGCAUGUAAAGAUGAACUCGCAAGGAGCAGCCAUGGCUCGCUGAGAAAACGCACUGGCCGUUCGUUUAGGAUAGUGCAUAGCCUAUGCCUAGUGGCCUUGGACAUUAUAUCUACACUGGGUUGA